UUAUGCUAGGCACAGGGGAGAGGAGUUGGGUGGCUGUUAUGACCGCAGAAUUAGAGCCUGGUUUUUGAAGCUGUUGUCGGGUUCUUCUGCAAUGGAGUCAUGUACUUCGUUGAGCUUUUUCUCAACACUAUCAAAGCCUCCCUUAUUGUACGAUACUCGUAUUUCUCUAUCUUUAUACAAGAAUACAAGUAAUAGAAGAAAUUUGAGACCUUUAAUGGAAGUCUCUGGCUUCUCUUAUCAGAAAUUCAUUCACUUUGCUUUGGAUCAAACCAAACGCCGUACCCAUUUGGUUCCUUCUCCCCUCAAGGAUAAUUUCAGUUCCUCGAUUCCAAUGGAUGGAAAAACAGAGCUUAAGAUUUUAUCUUUCCAAGCUCCCAAGAUCAGACUCCUACGUAGUUUGUGUGUCGAAGGGAAUGAAACAAUGCAGGUUUUGGAUCUUGCUGUGUUCCCAAAACCAGAAUUUGAUCUACCUAUAUUCUGUGCCAAUUUUUUCAGCACUGCUAGCAUGAACAUAGUUGUGUUGGACCUUAACCCCUUGCAUGAUGUUAUUAGUCGAAAGGAUUACAAGGAGAAGUACUAUAAGAGCUUGAUGCCUCUUGGCCUCAAGUAUGCUGAGCUUUUACCUUGGGGAGGAAAGAUUACAAGUGAGUCACUGAGAUUUUUCUCACCAAUUGUAAUAUGGACCAAGUUUUGCCCAAGCCAAUACAACCAUAAUGUCUUAUAUUCUGCAUUCAUGGAUUACUACAAGGCAUGGCUUGACCUGAUGGAACAAGCUUCGGAGGAGACCAGUGCUUCUGAAAUUAUAUGCAAUUGUGAAGCACAACAUAGGUAUCUAACCUGGAGAGCGGAGAAGGAUCCAGGUCAUCGAGUUCUGAAAAAGUUGAUUGGGGAGGCUCAUUCAAAGGACUUGGUGAAGAACUUCCUCUUCAAUGGAGUUGAUGAAUUAGGAAGCAAAACAUUUUUGGAUUACUUUCCAGAGUACCAGUGCGAGGAUGGGACUGUAAAUGACAAACGCAGUAUCAUUGGGAAAUCAUUUGAACAUCGCCCUUGGGAUGUGAGUGGAGAAUUUGUCGGUAACAGCUUUAGUUAGAAAAUAUGUGGUAAUAUCUUUGCAUCUAUAUCUUAUUUUCAUUCUCAAAUGCAGCCUCCACCACUUUCUUAUCUCCCAAACUUCUUGACUUGAUUUGUUUUAUUUGCUGUUCUGUGUAUCAUAUUGAACAUAUCCUAUCACCAAUGGGGGUUGGUCCAUGUGGAAAGGGACUUGGGUCGCUUGAGUAAAGGUCUCAAGUUCAAGCCUUUGUGGAUGCAUCACACCCCCUUGGGAGAGGACCCCUCAUAUGCGUCUGGCAGCUUCCUCGGCGGAUAAGUCCUGGGUCCAAAAAAACCUGGGGAUACCGUGGGAGACCUAAAAAAAAAAAAAAAAAGACGUAUCCUAUCAAACUUACAUUUGUGUGCAAUGAAAGACUGAUUGUAUUUC
Camellia sinensis is the source of this 1477-nucleotide messenger RNA. Lineage: Eukaryota; Viridiplantae; Streptophyta; Magnoliopsida; Ericales; Theaceae. The record is from RefSeq and is a predicted model, not a curated record.